AUGGCAAUGUUCAAGCAAGCACUUAAGGAUUACUUUGUAUAUGAGGGAAAAGAGCUUAUGUAUUUGAAGAAUGAGCCAAAGAGGAUUAGAGCAAGGUGUGCUGAGGAAGGUUGUCCAUGGCUGGUGUUUUGCUCUCAUAAUAGUCAGAGUCUAAGUUUUCAAAUCAAGACAUUCAUUGGAGAGCAUAACUGUGGUAGGAAUUUGAGCAGCAACAUGACUGAUAGAGCUUGGGUGACAAGUAAGUUGGUAAAAAGGUUGGUAACUCAACCUCUAAUGACUCUGAAAGAGGCACUAGAGCACAUGAAGCAGGACUAUAAUGUCCAUAUAAACUAUAGGAUGAUAUAUAGAGCCUUGAAAGCUGCUAGAGAGCAAGCAAUUGGAAAGGAGCGAGAACAAUAUGGAAAGCUACAUGACUACUUAAAUGAAAUUCACAGAAGCAAUCCUGGAUCCACUGGUAUGGUUGAUGUAAUUCCUCAACCGGAGGGUCGUCCACUCUUCAAUAGGUUGUACAUUUCACUGGAUGCUUGCAAGAAAGGCUUCAAGGUGCGCUGUCGUCCUCUGAUUGGAUUGGAUGGAUGCUUCUUAAAAGGGUACUUUGGUGGUCAUCUGUUGUCAGCUGUGGGACAGGAUGCCAAUAAUAGUUUCUUUGUUAUAGCAUUUGCUGUAGUUGAAGCUGAGAACACUGAUUCCUAG
Molecule: messenger RNA, 693 nt
Organism: Arachis ipaensis
Lineage: Eukaryota; Viridiplantae; Streptophyta; Magnoliopsida; Fabales; Fabaceae
Source: RefSeq, a predicted model, not a curated record